Molecule: messenger RNA, 480 nt
Organism: Striga hermonthica
Lineage: Eukaryota; Viridiplantae; Streptophyta; Magnoliopsida; Lamiales; Orobanchaceae
Source: the annotation of a GenBank genome assembly
AUGGUGCCAGGCAAUCUGCCACUUGGGUGCAGUGCAGUUUAUCUAACAUUUUUUGGGACAAGUGAUAAAUCAGCUUAUGAUCAAAAUGGUUGUCUUAAGGCAUACAAUUCUUUCUCAAAGUACCAUAAUUCUCAGCUCAAACUUGCACUGGAGGGUUUGAGACAUAAAUACCCUCAUGCAAGAAUCAGUUAUGCCGACUACUAUGCCGCUUCUAAGAGAUUCGUCCGCGCUCCCCAACAUUAUGGAUUUUCAAGUGAGACAAUAUUAAGGGCCUGUUGUGGUGGAGGCGGGCCAUACAAUUUCAACAACUCAGCUAGAUGUGGGCAUGUUGGGUCUAAGGCCUGCUCAGAUCCAAAAACUUUUGCCAAUUGGGACGGUAUCCAUUUAACGGAGGCCGCCUACCGAUACAUGGCAAUGGGCUUGCUUAAUGGGCCCUAUAUUUAUCCACCACUCACUUUCGCCCCUAUUAAUUCCUUAUAA